Teleopsis dalmanni is the source of this 4502-nucleotide messenger RNA. RefSeq lists its product as uncharacterized. Gene Ontology annotation, molecular function: calcium ion binding. The record is from RefSeq and is a predicted model, not a curated record. Lineage: Eukaryota; Metazoa; Arthropoda; Insecta; Diptera; Diopsidae. The transcript is spliced from 17 exons. Bases 210 to 4391 code for a protein of 1393 amino acids.
AAAGCUCGAUGCCUGCUUUAGAGGAAUGUCCUUCUGGAUUAAUAAACUUUUACAGUUGAAUUUUUAAAUCAUCAUCGCAACUUCAUUCCCAUUUCCACCGCACAUCGCACACCGUUCAUUGUCAUUAUCAUAAUCAACGGAGGCAUCAACACUGCGACAUUCGCAGUUCCUGUCAGUAGCAUCGAUACACCAUCCAUCCAGUUUCGAACAUGAAGGAGAACCGAACUAAAAACAAUAAUAUGCUGAUGCAUGCUUUCAUACUUGUGACUAUUUUGGCAACUGGGAAGAGUGCGGAAGCGGAAAUUACCAUGGAAGCUGCUUUUCAAGGCCACUGUGGUCACACAAGUCCUUGCGAGCAGCUAUGCUAUGAAAUUCAUGAUGGCAUGUAUGAAUGCGAUUGUAUCGAAGGAUAUGAACUUAAUAAAAACGGAUAUAGCUGUCAAGUUAUAAAUUCAACAUCGACAUCUGAUGGGCACUCAAAAUCAGACGAAGAUGUGCUUUAUCAGAAGGGCGCGUCGUUCAGUGCUAAAUUAGCUAACGAUAAUGAACGUGAUAAUCAACUUACAUCAGCAUAUUCCUAUUCAUCUUCAUCGCAACUAGCAUCAGGCACAUCCUUUGCGUCUGCUUCUGAUGAGGAGGAUGCAACGUUUUAUAGCGAUGAUGAACUCGAACGGUUUGCACAGCAACAAAAGGUCAAUUCCAAUGAUUAUUACAUAUCAUCCGAAAGUAUUAAUUUCAACAGUGAACAGCAGCAAGAAUACAAUAGCAAUAGCCAAGAAGUACCUGAGUUUAAAAUGAAGGAAAUGCCAACUUCAAUCGAAGCAAGCAAUGCGAAAAAUGAAGAGAAACGAGUUGUGAUAACAACUUCAAAACCUAUUAAAUUUCUUCUCGAUAAGAAGCUGAAAAAGAUAAAUGUCAAGCACCAACAACAGCAGGAACCUAUUCACAGAGCAGCAACAACAAGCGCAGCAAUUACAAAACCUGAAUUCAUCAAUUCGGAUGCUAUAAUGAAUGGUGUCAACAUCGACGAUGAUUACUAUAGCAAGCAGGAUAUGUCAAUAUAUGACGAUGUCAAUAAUAAUCAAUUAAACUUAAGACCAAUCAGUCAACAAACAUAUCAGAAUCAGUUGUUAAGCAACACCGAUUCACAGCAACAUAUAAUAUCAAAGAUUACUAAUAAUAAAAGCAAUAAAAAAAUCAUUUAUACCAAUAAGGAUAAAACGGCAACCGCAGGUGGUCCAGUCAAUGAAGCUAUUGUUGGUCAAUAUAAUAAAAUAUCAGAAAAAUCAAACAUAUCAAAUAUGUAUAAUGAAAGCUCUGCGUGGGUUAAUAGUGAUAACUGCAAUUUGGAUUGUGGUUUAGAUGGCAUUUGUGAUAAUACUGAAGAAAAGAUGAGGUGCUUGUGUCCUUUUGGCAAGACGGGUUCGAAUUGUGCAGAAGAAUCGAAGAUACGUGUACCGAAGUUCUCGAAAAAAUCAUGGUUAGCUUUCCCAGCAUUACGUGGUGCAUAUAAACACGUACAGAUAAGGAUUGAAUUUCGUCCUGAAUCAUUUGAUGGUAUCAUUUUAUUAAGUGGUGAAAGAGACGAUUUAACCGGUGAUUUCAUGGCACUGCUACUUAAUAAAGGAUUUGUGGAGUUUUGGUUCGAUUGUGGUUCUGGAGUUGGUAGUGUACGUUCACGUGAAACCAUUUUAUUAAAUGAAUGGAAUUCAGUUAUAAUUUAUCGUCAUCGUUGGGAUGCUUGGUUGGUUUUAAAUCAUGGCACUAAAGUGCAAGGACGCUCUAAUGGUCUUUUCUCUCGCAUAACAUUCCGAGAACCUGUUUUCUUGGGUGGUACUGGAAACAUAACUGGCUUAUCCAAACGAUUGCCAGUAUUUAGUGGUUUUAUGGGUUGCAUACGUAGAUUUGUGGCUAAUGAACAUGAAUAUAAGUUUGAUGAGCAUCCGUUGGGUGAUGUGGUAAAAGGAUUUGAUAUUGAUGAUUGCAUAUCAGAUAAAUGCUAUACUUAUCCAUGUCAACAUGGGGGCAAAUGUUUGCCAUCGGAUCAAGGUGCAGUUUGUUUAUGCCCCAUUGGUUAUGUAGGGGAUUUAUGUGAGAUACGUAUGGACUUACAAGUACCAGCAUUUAACGGUUCUUCGUAUUUGCGAUAUGCACCACUUGGUGACAAAGCACUUAUCUGGUUAGAGCUGAAGGUAAUUCUUAAACCAGAACAACCAGAUGGUUUGAUUUUAUAUUCAGGACCUAAGAAGCAUGGUGACUUUAUUGCAUUGUCUUUAAAUGAUGGUUUCGUGGAAUUUACAUUUGAUUUGGGUAGUGGUCCGGCUGUUGUUAGGAGUGAAUAUCAAAUAUCUACUGGUCAAUGGCAUACGAUUAAAAUUUCCAGAACUGCUCGUUUGGCAGUGCUUAAAGUUGAUCAAACACCUGAAGUAAUGACUAUAUCUUCAAACGGAUUUUGGCAUCUUUCUCUGUCUGAAAACCUGUUUGUGGGAGGUGUUAAUCACGUUGACAAGUUACCUUUGGAUUUGAAAUAUAAACCGUUUUUCAUUGGGUGCAUACAAAAGAUUGACAUAAAUGAACACUCUUUGUCAAUCAUUUCCGAAGCUUUGGGUGGCACAAACAUUGGCAAUUGUCCGCAUGCUUGUGUUGCACGUCCAUGUGGACCCUUCGCUGAAUGCAUCCCUCAAAUGGAGAACUACGAGUGCCGUUGCAAUGCCUUCAACGCACAAUGCAAUAAAGCAGCUGAAGUGCCGCUUGAGGAAUUACAAUUGAAUAAGGCUAAGAAUAAAAGCAAAUCACUCGAGACAAAGCAUUUUGUAAACGGACAGAACACAAAAACUAAGAAAUCAUACGCCAAGCAAACAAAGAUACACAACAACAAAGAACACGCAAGAUAUUUGCACAAAAUUGGUAAAACAACUUUAGCAACAACCACCACAACUAAAGCUGAUACUACGACAACCACCACGACUACCACAACUGCAUCAACUCCAACUCCAACAACAUCAAUACACCACAGAGUCGACUUCGAUGACAUCGAGGAUGAUAUUAUAUUCCGUGAUGUGCACGGCAUGCACAAGAAGUACGAGCACAAUGAACAAGGACAACGCAACAAUGCAAAAUUACAACAACGAAACGAAAACAAAAACACCAACAAAAGAGACCAUCAAUCAAUAAAACACCAACAACAAAACGAUAAAAGCCAAGACGGUUAUUAUGGCAUCAAGGAUGACCCCUACCAGAAGCAUUACACAAUUCCUUUCAAAUUAAGCAAGUUACCAACACAUUACGAAAGUUUUCAAACAAAUCCCGAAAGUGAUAUUCUAACAUUUGACGAUAAUUUCGAUUUUGAAACAACGGACAUGGAUGAUGACCAUCCUUCAGACUAUUACAACAACAAUAACAGCAACUAUGAUGACACUGAUAACGAUGAUGAUCAUACCAAUGAUAAUAAUUAUGAUUCAAAUGUUGAACCAAGUGAAACUGAAUCCGAGCCAUUCAUUGUGGAUGAAACCAUAUUCGAUGAUAACGACGACACAGAAUCAUAUCACCGCAAACAAUUGACGCAGGAUAUGCAACGUAUAAUGGCAAAUAAACCUGCACAACAUGCAAAAGCACCCAAAUUGGUAAUUAGUGAAUAUGAUUAUGAUAGCGUAAGGCAAGCAGAUGAUGAUGAUAACAAACACGAUGAUCUCCUGGAGCCUGUUGCUAAGGAAAUCGUAGAAGAGAAAACGCAACGUACACCACCACCACAAACGCACACUGAUUGGAGUUUACUGAAAAAACUAGAUUUGUCCGCAGACCACGAGAGUCAUAUUGGUGUACGGAAGAAUUUUGGAGCCUGCUUUGCUGGAGAGGAUAGCUACUUUCACUACAAUGAUGCAGAAACCAUGAGUCAGGUUAUUAGCUAUCACAUUGAUUUGAAUUUGCGUAUAAAAACCCAUUCAUACAAUGGUGUUAUACUCUGGUCUGGUCGUCAAACUUCUACAGAAGAGAAUGACGACUUUUUGGCAUUGGGUAUUGAAGAUGGCUACUUACACUUGCGUUACAAUUUGGGUUCGGGUGAAGUUGACAUCAAAUUUAAUACCACUAAAGUCAGUGAUGGUUUGUGGCAUCGCAUUCGUGCUAUUAGCAGGGACUCACAGGAAGGAUACCUGGAGGUUGAUGGCAGGAAAUCAACCAUACAACGUUCACCUGGUAAAUUGCGUCAAUUGAAUACAGACACUGGACUUUAUGUUGGAGGAAUGCCUGAUGUAAGCUAUUUUACGCGCCGGAAAUACACAAGUGGCAUUGUUGGAUGCAUAUCAGAAAUAAUAUUGGGGGGUGAACUCAAACUCAAUUUUGAUCCUAACACAUUGGGGACGUCACACAAUGUAGAAACUGGCAUACUUUGAAACGCCAUCCAUGGUCAAGUCUCUUGACAUUAGUUUAAUGUUUCGUUUAAUUAUGAUAAUUAUUUUGUACAAAGACGCUUUUAAAUUUUUUAAAACAAAACUUAAAUUAAU